GAAAGAAUAAAGAGAAGUUAGAAGUGAUUAAGUGUGGUAAUUGGAAUGAUGGGAGGAAAUGGGUACGUAGACACGACGAAAUCAGAGAGAGCAAUAUGGUUGAUGAAAUGUCCUCCUCUUGUUUCUCAAUCUCUCCGUUCUCCUCCUUCUCACCCUUCUCUUCCUCUUGCUAAGGUUGUUGUCUCCAUCGAUCCUCUCAAAUCCAAAGACGAUGAUUCUCCUCCCGAGUUUACUAUGGAGUUGGGUGGAAGUAAUCAAGGACAUGUUCCAACAUGUUUCGCUAUGGAUAUGUCUAAAGAUUUUCUCCCUAUGUCUGUUUUUUCUAACACAAUACAAGGAAAGAUUGCUGUCGAGGGAAAAAUAUUGAACAAGUUUGAUAUGAGGCCUCAUAAUCAAAAUCUUGACUCCUAUGGAAAACUCUGUCGUGAAAGGACAAACAAAUAUAUGGUUAAAAAUAGACAGAUACAGGUUAUUGAAAAUGAUAGUGGAGCUCGUAUGAGGCCAAUGCCAGGAAUGGUUACUUUUUCAGUUGCUGGACCUAGUGAAAAGAAGAAAACUACAGGGCGAGGAACAGAAACCAAGAGAACAAGAAGAGACAGAGGAGAAAUGGAAGAGAUUGUGUUUAAGCUUUUUGAAACACAACCAAAUUGGAGUUUAAGAAACCUCGUACAAGAAACUGACCAACCUGAACAAUUUCUUAAGGAUAUACUGAAAGAUCUUUGUGUCUACAAUAACAAAGGAACUAAUCAAGGCACCUAUGAACUGAAGCCUGAAUAUAGAAAAUCUGGAGAUUAGCUUCAAAUAGCUUAUCAAUUUGUAGUUUGUAUAAUACAAACUCGUUUUUUCAUUUAAUUACUCUAUUUUGCCAAAUGGAGCAGCAUGCAUUCUGUUGGUUUA
This is a messenger RNA of Cicer arietinum (chickpea), 897 nucleotides long. RefSeq lists its product as uncharacterized. Lineage: Eukaryota; Viridiplantae; Streptophyta; Magnoliopsida; Fabales; Fabaceae. Gene Ontology annotation, biological process: transcription initiation at RNA polymerase II promoter; transcription by RNA polymerase II. Gene Ontology annotation, cellular component: transcription factor TFIIF complex. The record is from RefSeq and is a predicted model, not a curated record.